This is a messenger RNA of Asterias rubens (European starfish), 1935 nucleotides long. RefSeq names its product palmitoyltransferase akr1-like. The transcript has 9 exons. The coding region runs from base 78 to 1838 and encodes 586 amino acids. Gene Ontology annotation, biological process: protein palmitoylation. Gene Ontology annotation, cellular component: Golgi membrane. The record is from RefSeq and is a predicted model, not a curated record. Gene Ontology annotation, molecular function: palmitoyltransferase activity; protein binding. NCBI's taxonomy places the organism in Eukaryota, Metazoa, Echinodermata, Asteroidea, Forcipulatida, Asteriidae.
UGGCGGCGCCCAUGUAGUCUCAUCUUAACACCAGUCAACACUUAAUCAAUAACUUUCUCACUUGUAAGUGGCUUUUUAUGCUUUUAUCCGCCAUGGAUUUACCGCCAAUUCCAGAUCAUUCAACGUAUGCUCAUUUUGUGGGCCCUACUACCGGCAAAGUCAAGAUAAGUCUUUCAGAUUUGAUUCACAAUUAUCAUCCGUACGAUGAAAUUGCACAACUGAUUGAAGACGACCCGGAUGCUGCACAUAAACAAGGAUGGCAUGGACUGACCCCAAUGCACAAGGCUGCCUUACGUGGAGAUCCCAAGAUCACUCGACUUCUUCUAGAUCACUCAGCGUCUGUCAAUGAAGCAAAUGACUAUGGAGAAACACCACUUCAUUAUGCAUGCAAACGAGGAUCCCUUAUGAAUAUUCAUAUGAUGCUAGAGGGCGGUGAGGAGGAAGGGGAUGUCUGGCAGAGAGAUAACGCCGGGAGGAAUUGUCUUCAUCAUGCUGCGGCUGGGGGUAGUGUGUUAAGCAUGCACUACUUGUCUGAAGUACAUGGGAUGGCUUUUCAUGACAGAGACUCUAUUGGUCAAACGCCUCUGCAUAUAGCAUGUCUUCAAGGAUUCCAAGAUGCAAUAAAAUAUCUCUUGAGAAACAACAGAUCGGAAUUAACUUGGACGGAUAAUAACGGUAACACAGCACUUCACAUAGCUUGUCAGAACGCUCUCAGUGAAGCCUGUUGGAUCCUUCUACAGCAUGGGAACUGCGGAAUGCUGAAAGUUAACAAUAACCACAGCCAGACACCACUCCAUGUACUGCUGCAAGGCGAAACCCACGGGCAUCAGCAAUUGUUCAAAGAGAUGAAUUACUGGGCCGAUUCCAAGACGCCCAACCUUCCCCCCAAAGGCCCCAUGUUCACCUGGUACUUCAUGCUAACGUUGCCCGCCCAUUUCUUCGGCCUCAUCAUGCUCGUUUGUGGUGUCAUCGGAUCUUAUAGUUCGGUUGUUGCUACCGUCGCAACCGGUUUCCUCGCCUCUUAUGUUGGAGGUCAAAGCCAUCGACUCCAUCACCUCUCAAGAUGGUCCAACCCUAUCUUUUGUGGCGCAUUUGCUGCAGGGAUGUUCCACACGGCGCUGUGUUUGUUCUUCAAGCUUCACCCCGUGAUUUUCCAAGUCAACACCUACAUUCAUUUUCUCGUUGACCUUCCGCUGUUCUGCGUCAUGUUCUACCUAUACUACGUACUUCUAUUUCGUGACCCCGGUAGGAUUCCAAGGUCAAAGGCCAUCUUGGAGGACGCUGACCCCUGCAUCAGAGAUGUGGCCACUGGGAAAACAAAAGCUGAUGAGUUUUGCAUUUGCUGUGAGAUUACCGUUCCCGACCGUGCCAGACACUGUAAGAUGUGCGAGCAGUGCAUACUGGGAAUCGACCACCACUGUCUGUUUCUCCUCGGUUGCAUCGCCAAGGACAACCAUCGUCACUUCGUCACAUUCAUCCUCGUCGUCAUGCUCUCUCAAGUCAUCUUCAUUCUUUACUCCUUUCAGUACCUCUUCAUCAUCUACCCGGGCCACACCCUCUGGGAAAUAGGCGUCGCCGUUGUCCACAAGCAGCCUUGGGUGUGGUCCAUGUGCUUGCUGAACCUCCUCUCGAUCUUCUGGGGUGUGUCGCUGGUCUUCAUGCAGCUUAAUUUGAUCGCAAACGGCGUGACGAUGGUUUGGCACCCAAAAGUGUUAUCCAUGAAAAAUGUUCACGUCGUCUAUCUCUCACCUUCGGCAAAAAUGAAGAAUCUUAGGAAUUUUUUUGCCGGUCGGAGAACGAUGACUGUUUUUGAACUGAACCAGCUGCAGAAAAUUUGAUGUGUUUGUAGUUAUUAAGAGAGUGUUAUAUAUUUGGUUUGCGGUAACACCAUGUGUGUAUCUACUUGCCAGGUAGUUUUUUCUUUUAUAUAUUCUA